AAAUAUUAUUAUAACAUAUUUAAUAUUAUAAUAAGAAAAAUUUAUUUGAGAUUAAAUAAUAAAUAUCGCUAAUAACUGCAUGAAAAUUUUUAAUAAAUAUAAUAAAGAAUAAAUAUAAUAAUAGAAUAAUAAAAAAAAAUAUUUAAUUUAAAUGAAUAUUUACAUAUUAAAUAUAUUUUUAUAUAAUUAUAUGUAUAUCAUAAUAACCAUAUUAUUUUUAAACUACAAUAUUUCAUAGAUAUUUUAUUUUAUAAUUCAAAAAAAUGUAUAUAUUUAUCAUAUAAAAAUAUAUAAGAAAUAGUAUAUUGUGAAAAAUUAAAAAAAUAAAAAAAUUAUUGAAUCAAAAUAUAAUUUCCUCCUGAACAAAUUAUACUUAAGCGCCAUGCGGUAAGAGUGGAGAAUGGCUUUGCAGUAGUGACGACUGGUGAUUUCCCCACCACAUUGGAAGAAUUCGAAUAAAUAAAGAUCUAACCCGUUCUUUCAAUCUCACUUUGUCGGUACCGUUGCCGGUGUGCAUGGUUUUGUGCUCCACGUUAGUUUUACUUCAUUUAUUUUAUAAGUUAAUAAUGGGAGAGAACAAAGAACGUACGUUUAUUAUGAUUAAACCUGAUGGUGUCCAACGCGGACUUGUUGGAAAAAUAAUUCAACGUUUUGAAGAAAAAGGUUUUAAGCUUGUAGCAAUGAAAAUGUUAUGGCCAACUGAAGAAUUAUUAAAGAAACAUUAUUCAGAUUUGGCAUCUAGACCAUUUUUCCCUGGAUUAAUUAAAUAUAUGAGUUCAGGACCAGUUGUACCAAUGGUAUGGGAAGGUUUAAAUGCAGUAAAAACUGGUCGUUUCAUGUUAGGAGAAACAAAUCCAAAGGAUUCUGCACCAGGAACAAUUCGUGGUGAUUUUUGUAUUCAAGUUGGACGUAACAUUAUUCAUGGAUCUGAUUCUGUGGAAUCUGCUAAUAAAGAGAUCAAUCUAUGGUUUGGAGAAGAAAAAGAAGUUAUUGAUUGGACAUCUUGGGCAGAAAAAUGGAUAUAUGAAUAAAAAUAGUACUCAGUGCAAAUAUUCAUUUUAAUAUAUGUUCUUUUACAUAAUUCAAUCUGACCAUGCAUACUGCCAAUCGGAUGAUAUUCAGAAUUUGCUGUAUAUAACUUUACUUAAAUAGUAAUAAAACAAGUUCUUAUAUAA
Molecule: messenger RNA, 1175 nt
Organism: Apis cerana (Asiatic honeybee)
Lineage: Eukaryota; Metazoa; Arthropoda; Insecta; Hymenoptera; Apidae
Gene: awd
Product: nucleoside diphosphate kinase
Biological process (GO): UTP biosynthetic process; CTP biosynthetic process; GTP biosynthetic process
Molecular function (GO): nucleoside diphosphate kinase activity
Source: RefSeq, a predicted model, not a curated record